AUGACGCAUCCGUAUUAUUGCCAGCAGGAGAAGGCCAAAGAUGCUUUCGAAAAGGUGCAAGAUGCCGCAAAGAAAAUGGGUGUAGACCAGCCGUUCAUUGACGAAGUUUGCCUCUGGGAUGACGCAUACCGUGAAGCGACACCACUCCUUCACAAGCUGGGUGAAGACCCUCACGAUAAUGCUUUGCUCAAGCAGCUGAAGGAGAUCAAUGAUAAUAUCACAGAAGGCAACAGAUCUGAAGACGCCAAAGAAAAGGAGAGCGAAAGAGUCUCUGGCAGCCAAUGGUUGAUCCCGGUUUCUUUCUUUGGACCUCACUACAAGGUGGUGCUGGAAGAGUACGCCGUCCUCCGAGACGACCCAGAGAACCAAACCGCGAGGAACCGCGUCUCUGCAGAGAAGAAACUCAUCGACAAGCUCAUCAGCAGGCAUCAUUUCCCGACGGAGUGGGGUGUCAUGUCUGCCGAUGACUAUAUCAGGCAGAAGUCUACCAACACUACCACGACAGCGACCGUGGCGCCCGGGACGGAGGUAUGA
Hirsutella rhossiliensis is the source of this 534-nucleotide messenger RNA. RefSeq lists its product as uncharacterized. The coding region runs from base 1 to 534 and encodes 177 amino acids. The record is from RefSeq and is a predicted model, not a curated record. NCBI's taxonomy places the organism in Eukaryota, Fungi, Ascomycota, Sordariomycetes, Hypocreales, Ophiocordycipitaceae. The transcript is spliced from 4 exons.